Molecule: messenger RNA, 2648 nt
Organism: Periophthalmus magnuspinnatus
Lineage: Eukaryota; Metazoa; Chordata; Actinopteri; Gobiiformes; Gobiidae
Gene: xkrx
Product: XK related X-linked
Exons: 3
Coding region: 563-2023 (486 amino acids)
Cellular component (GO): membrane
Source: RefSeq, a predicted model, not a curated record
GUCUUACUUUGAAACAACUCCGUCAUUUCCGGUAAAGGUUUGUGUCGCGGACGCUUGACGUCGCUGUUGAGCUCCACAAGCCGAGUACAACAUCGAUCCAGCUGCAAGAGCGACGUACACUGACACGAUCCACACAUGGAGCCAGUCCAGACUCGGACAGCCUGUGAGGACUCUGCCCGGGUCCACGCAGCCAGCGGCUGUUUAUGAAAGGAGCCCGCCCCAGCGCAGAUUAUGGCCGCACCGACAGGCGGGGAGUGAACGGUGUCACAGCGUGACGAGCGGUGAAGUUUACCGCGGCUGAAAGCACAGCUGCCCCGCUGAGAUCAGCGCCCGGGGUCGGGCAGGUUUGAUAAGGCCACGUACUUUAGAGCAGUCUAGCGUAGGGCCGGAGGCAAAACCGUACGUCCUCAGCUGAGUCAUUUUUAUAAUGUGGAGCCAGCGAUGAACGACUUGACGGAAAGUUGGUGGAGACGGCGCAAUAAGUGGAAAUAUUUGAAGAACUGUGGUUUGAAGUAACUAAGGAGACACUGAACACACGCCCUGUGCUGUGUGUGAAGGAGCCAUGGAGCUGCGUGAACAAGAGCGGGACAUCUCCAACAUUGACCCCCAGGAGUGUGUCCAUCCAGAGGAUGACAAUGGACUGAUGCUGGUGGUCCGCCCCAGCCGUGUCCGGCCGCCCUUCAGCGUGGUCCUCAGCACGGUGCUCUACUGUGCAGAGUUCAUCACCGCCGCUGUCCUGUGCAGCAUGUACCACAAGAGUGAGGACGGCAUCUGGAUGGGCUUCACCCUCGCCUUCAUGCUAGUCCCCGCUGUGCUCAUCCAACUGGCCCUCACCUUUAUCCACAGAGACCUGGGCAGAGACAGGCCACUGGUGCUCUUCCUGCACCUACUGCUGCUGGGGCCUGUCAUUAGAUGUCUGGAAGCGCUGGUCAUGUAUUUCAGAGCCGGCAAGGAGGAGGAGCCAUAUGUCACAAUUUCCAGAAGGAUUAGUUUGAAGAAGGGCCAAGGGACUCCCAUGGAGUGGGAAAUUGGCCAAUCAGAACGCAACCUUGCUGCUCACAGAAACGCCUUUAAACGUGCUGCUGUUAUUCAGGCAUUUCUGGGCUCUACCCCUCAGCUGACCCUGCAGCUGUAUGCCACCAUCCAGGAGAAAUACAUCCUCCAUCUUAGAUUGGCUCUGAUGAUCAUUACUCUGAUUUCAAUCACAUAUGGAGCUCUCGUAUGCAACAUCCUGGCCAUUCAGAUACGAUAUGACGACUAUAAAGUGCGGCUGCGUCCUGCUGCCUACAUCUGCCUGAUUGUGUGGAGAGGCUUGGAGAUAGCCACUCGAGUCACUGCCCUUGUACUCUUUAGCACAGCUCUCACACACUGGGUUAUACUUGUGGGAAUGUUGAACUUGCUCUUCUUCUUUUUCCUGCCUUGGGCUGAGUUUUGGGCCAGAAAAGGAUCUCUGGCUGAGAACAUAGAGAAGAACUUUUCAAAGCUGGGCACCACUGUGGUGCUGUGUAUGUUUACUCUACUAUAUGCCUGCAUCAACAUCUUCUGCUGGUCUGCGGUGCAACUGGACCUAACUCACCGAGAGCUCAUUGAGAGGCAGCAGCGAUGGGCCCGUUUGGCUCUCUACUACAGCUUGCGCUUUCUGGAGAACUUCCUCCUCAUCACCCUCUGGUACUUCUUCAAGUCGGACUUCUAUGAAUAUGUGUGCGCACCACUACUUGUGGUCCAGCUGUUGGUCUGCUACAGUUUGGCCAUUCUCUUCAUGCUUUUGUUUUAUCAGUUUUUUCACCCUUGCAGACGCCUUUUUAAGUACAAUGUUCAUGAUUGUCUGCACUGUGUCUGUUUCCGAAAAAGAGUGACUUCACCCGGGAGUCGACGAGCAAAGCCUUCGUACUCUAAUGCUGCCACUAUGGUCCUGGUGGCAGAGGACCCAGUGGACACCCACAACUCACAACCCCUGGACCCGACCAGCCUCCUGGGAGAGCAGGAGACAGCCAUCCUCGAUGAUUCACUGGAUGCUGUUUGAUUUUGAAAUAAUAGAAUUCUACUGAACAGUAAUUGCAGGGUUUUUUUGUGCACAGGUCUUUACUGAGUCAUUGUAUGUCGUGGCAAUAGUUGCACACAUUAAAGGCCUGCGCACGUCCUGUACCAAAGAAUGUAGUGUGUAGAAAUAUGCAGCCACGCACAAAGGCUGCCCAGAGCGGAAGACCUGGUAGAUCGUGCAGGUGUGCGGGAAUGGUGCCAAGUAUGGACAUCCCCUGUUUACAACUUCAGGAUUUUCAUGGAUGUAUGCUGUUUUGCACAUUUCUGUCACUUCACAACAUUAUCAUCUACAGGUGAAAAUGUUGACAUUUGUAUAAAUUUGUAAAAGGGAUUUUGGGUUGCUUGUUCAAAUUAAAAUUACACUAAUGAGAAAAAGAAAUAUGAUAUGUGCCUGAAAGUUCUUUAACACAUCCACUGGUGCAACAUAACUGACCCAACUGCUCUCACUUUGUGCUUUUAUGUUUUGUUAGUGCCUUGACUACUACUGUAUUACUUGAAACGUAAAUAAAGCCUUACGUCCACCUAUAACUCAACUAUGAAAAUAUGUUAAAAAAAAAUUGUUUACUAGUUUCUGUAAUAAUAGAAAAUGAAUAAAUAUUUCAAUGUUU